Messenger RNA from Penicillium expansum, 1806 nucleotides. RefSeq names its product Male sterility, NAD-binding. Lineage: Eukaryota; Fungi; Ascomycota; Eurotiomycetes; Eurotiales; Aspergillaceae. The transcript is spliced from 2 exons. The coding region runs from base 1 to 1806 and encodes 601 amino acids. The record is from RefSeq and is a predicted model, not a curated record.
AUGGGAUUCCCGUGUCAUGCCUAUAGAACAGGUGAUAUCAUGCGCGUGGAUGAGUCUGGGUUGUACAACUUUGUCGGCCGUUGCGACAGGCAAGUCAAGGUCCGGGGCCAUCGUGUCGAGUUAGAAGGUCUUGAGAAUAUUUUCUUGAGCACGAACCUCGCCUCCGCAGCAGCGGUUGUCAAGGUUGACCCCAAGGAUGCCGACAUGGGGCCAAUACUGGUUGCCUAUAUUGUACCGCAAUGCAUUCAUAUCGACCGGGAGAUCUUAGCACGAGAAUUCGUGAACCGCGCUCCUCGUCUUGCCGCGCCUCGCGUUGAGCUCCUCGCGGAGCUUCCAUUGGGGAUAAUAGGGAAGUAUAACCGAAGGAAGCUUGAACAACUAUAUACCGAGAAGAUGAGGGACCGCCUGCAUUCUUCUGAUGACUUCUUCCAUAUGGGCGGAACCUCACUUCAAGUCGCAUAUCUCAUCGGCCGAAUUCGAUUUUCACUAGGAAUCGAGCUACGGUCCACAGCCCUUUACGAGAAUUCCACACUAGGCCAGCUCACCCAGCUGGUUCAAAAGCACAAGAAUGGAGCAGCUUUGCCAGACGCAGUGGACGAGCAAAGCGUGCUAGCUCGUGAUUCAUUUCUAGGUCAAGACCUGCCGGCCAGUCUCAAUCCAGCCGUCGACUGGCUCGACGCUUCAGAAGGCCGAGUAUUCCUCACCGGAGCCACUGGAUUCGUCAGCGCAUUCCUUCUCGCAACACUGCUGUCUAUGCCCCAGGUCAUCCAAGUCGCAUGUCUUGUUCGGGUGCAGGACACAUCUGCAGCCGAUUUGUGCAUUAAGAAAACACUAGAGAAGUACAGACUGCCUGGUUCCCAGGAGAGAAAAAUCAUCUCUGUCCCCGGCGACUUGUCCCUCCCGCGCCUCGGCCUUCCUCAAGAACAGUACAAUCACUAUGCAACCAGGGCGAGUGUGGUCUUUCAUUUGGGAGCACUAGUCAGUUACAUCCAGCCAUACUCCUGUCACCGAGCGGCCAAUGUCCUCGGAACAUUAGAAAUGAUAAGGCUUGCCAACCACUCCCGACCAAAACGGCUCAUUUACACCUCAAGCCUCGCCGCGUAUGGACCUACAGGAUUUGUCCAAGGAACCAAGACCGUCUCAGAGGAUGAGCAGCCACUAAGCCAUAUUGCAGCUCUGCAGUACGACACUGGAUAUUCCCAAAGCCAGUUCGUGGCGGAAAAUAUAGUAUGGAAUGCUAUCCACAAUGGUUCGCCGGCGAUCAUCGUCCGUCUUGGGUAUGUCCUCGGCCACAGUCGGACGGGAAGAGGGAACCCGAAGGAUUUUAUCAGUUGUCUCAUGUCAUCCUGUCUUCGGCUGGGUUAUUACCCCGUCGUGCCGGGGCAAUGCAAAGCCUUCACCUCGGUGGAUUUCGUGGUGGAUGCGAUGCUGCGAAUCGCCGCCUUCGAGGAGAACGUGGGCCAUGCUUAUAAUUUGAUCCAGCCGGCCCCAAUAGAUCUUCAAGAAACAUUUGACCUAGUCAGUGGACAGUGCUCUCGCUCUAUGCAAGCAAUAUCCUUUUCCUGCUGGCUGGAAAUGUUUAUCAACGAUGCGAUGAGCCGGCUACAUCCUUUUCUUCCGCUAUUCCAGGAGAAGAUAUGGGGUACUCACACACGUUGGGAGGUCCAAGGAAAUGCGCCUCGAUUUGAGAUUAAAAACACUCUUUGGGCUCUACGUAAUAACCCGGAGCUGCUUGCGUGGAUGCCGGCGCUGGAUCUGCUUCAAAAGUACAUUCCCGAGUGGUCUGCGGCUUCAAACAAUAUUUGA